Molecule: messenger RNA, 3300 nt
Organism: Melanotaenia boesemani (Boeseman's rainbowfish)
Lineage: Eukaryota; Metazoa; Chordata; Actinopteri; Atheriniformes; Melanotaeniidae
Gene: dnase2
Product: deoxyribonuclease II, lysosomal
Exons: 7
Coding region: 48-1259 (403 amino acids)
Biological process (GO): apoptotic DNA fragmentation
Molecular function (GO): deoxyribonuclease II activity
Source: RefSeq, a predicted model, not a curated record
CCUAGACCAGAAAAAAGGAUGUAGAAGAAGAAGAAACUUGGGGACAAAUGUUCCUCUUGAAGACAAACCAUUUAUAUAUUGAUGCCAUUAAUGAGGACAAACACGCUCAGCUGGAGAUGCUUCUGUUUCUGUCCCUGCUGAUUGUCUGUGUGCCACUAGGGGGCGACACUACUCCAAUCAGCUGCUACAAUGACCAAGGAGAGGCUGUUGAUUGGUUCUAUAUGUACAAGCUGCCAAAGGAUGAACACAUAAAAUCUCCCACUGAGGGUGAGAUGUAUUUGUUGCUGGAGAGAGGGAGUAAAGGAUGGACUGAGGGGAAAACAACAGUGAACGACACUUUGGGAGCUCUGGGUCAGACCGUCGGGCAGCUGUACUCACAAGGAAAGAAUUCUGAAAUAGCGUACAUCCUUUACAACGACCAGAGCCCGACUGAGGAGUUCAAGAACAUUUGGGACAGAAGCGGAAGUAGAAGGGGGCACACAAAAGGUGUUGUCCUACUGGACAAAAAUCAGGGCUUCUGGUUGGUCCACAGCACCCCUCACUUCCCCCCUGAACGACAGGCAGGGCAGUUUUAUUACCCCAGCAGCGGCUUGAAUAACGGACAGAACUUCAUCUGUGUUACCUACCCGCUCGACCGUUUCCAGACCAUCGGAGAGCAGCUGCAGAUCAAUCAGCCUAAUGUGUAUGACUGCGACGUCCCGGAGUCCUUGACGUCCCUGGUGCCAGCACUGGCUGCCGUCUGUGAGAAAAAACAUCUGUCCAGUCCAAUCUUUCCACAUGUCAAAACUAUAUCCAAUCGCAGCGUGACACUGACCUCAAAAGACGGGACUGACUUCAUCAGCUUUGCCAAAGGAGCCUCAUUUGACAAUGAUCUCUAUCAUUCAUGGGUGGCCCCCGCCCUUCAGUCAGACCUCCUGGUUCAGUUCUGGGUUCGCUCCACAGGCAUCCUCCCUUCUGACUGCUCGCUGGGCUGGAAGGUCCUGGACAUCACGCUCAUCAACCCAGGGCAGACGUUCACCUUCAAAGCCACCCAGGACCACUCCAAGUGGGCAGUCAGCCCCACUGCCGCAGGGCAAGGGUCGGGAGGAGGCUGGGUGUGUGUGGGAGAUAUAAACCGGAAUGAGGCAGAGGAGAAGCGGGGCGGAGGCACAGUGUGUUUGCAAGAUCCGGUGGUGUGGAAGGCUUACCGGACGGCAGUGCUGCAGUGUGAGGCGUGUGGAGGAGAAACUAUCGAGUGUCAAAGCACUGCAGAAGCCUGAUUACAUGCUUUUAAAAAAGAUUCCUUUUCUCAGCACAAUCGCAUCCCCAGCACAAUUAACAGGCUUCUGGUGGCCUGCUGCCUCAUGAAUAUCGAAUCCUGAUCAUUAAAGUAGUAAUUUAAGGGUGUUUGCAGAAUUAAAAAAAAAAGAUAAAUUUGUUUUCUUGUGAUUAUGUAACAAAAAUCACGUGAAGCUAUAAUUUCAUGCAUUUGUCCCCAUUUCUUUACACUCUUCCAUGCACAUUUGCAUACAGGUGACUUUCAUUCCGGUUAAACAUUUUAUUUAUUCCAUUAAUAAACAAGUGGAAAAAACACCCUGAGAAAUUCUUCAAAGAUUAAUGUGAAAGCUGCUAGCUAGUAUACAACAUGGACCCAUACUUCAAACUAUUUUUAAAUGUUUUAUGAGGAAGAAAACAAAUCAAAUUUUCUUAACCUUAUAAAAAUGUGUAUGAGCCCUCAUUUCAUGGAUGCACCGAUACUAUGUAUGUGUACUUGUACUCUGUAUUCAUUAAUAUGUUCUAAUAGUACAGAGUCCAAUACAAAUGUGGAAAAUCUAGGCAUGUAGAAAUUAACAAAUUAAUGCAAAGGGAUUCAUUAAUAAUUUUUAUCCAGAAACAAAAGUUAUUACAGGUGCUAUUUUAAAAAAUCUGAAUUUGGAGUUAUCUUGGAGAGAGAAGCUGAUUUUGGCAAUGUAGAUGCCUUGUCACAGCUGUAAACAUAAUCCAACAAAAAACCAAUUUAUCCUCCUUAUUUAUAAAGAUUCUGACAGUUUUAAGCCGUAUAUGAUGGCUGCAGGAUUACCCCCGUUGAUCACACAGUUAACUCCUCAGUUGUCUCCUCGGGCAUUCUGGUCCACACUUCUUACCAGUGAACUGUAAUAAGAUCUUUUAGUACUGAUGUUGGUACUUGGUAUCAUAAAGAACUCAUGGAAGUUCUUGUACUGAAAAAUGUGGUAUUAUUGAAUCCCUAUUUCAUUUACAAGAAAACUCAAAUUCUUUUCUUAAAUCGUGACUGCCACUAAUCUGUCUUUUUUAAAACAGAUUAGAGUAGCUGUAACUAAACAGCACUUUAGUACACUUUAGUGCACAGCCUGGGAUGCAUGUACGACUGCAUUUCACUUCCAUCUUGCAUGUGCAUAUAACUUGAAACUUGAAACAGUUAAGAGCUUGUGAUUUUAGCAUGUGAUGCUACAUUUAUUGCCAAGUUCUGCACAGAAUUAGUGAAUAAAGAAAAAAACGUCUCUCAAAUGUAGAAAAUAAGGAGCACUUUACUGACGUUAAGGACCUGAUUGAGAAACGGUUUUCUUGGCCUUUAAGCCAAACAAACAACUUGUUAAUUUGCAUGUUCGGUUUGGCUCUGGCAGUUGUCAGGGGCCGUUUUAUUCUGCUCUUUAUAUUAAUGCACAGAGAACAGUGCUGGAGGAGGAUGAAUAGUUGAAUGUGACAGGAAAUUGGGAGGGUGGGUAGGGGGGUUGUGAGUUGUGAGAAACGUGUUCAUUUUGAAAUGCACAAAACCCCCAGAAGUGCCACUUACACAUGAAAGUGUUGGUUCAAGUGCCUUUACAGCUACUGGGGGCUGUUUCAGCUGCAGCUGAAGAGACUUGGUUACAGACUGAAAGAGUGCUGCAUCAGUAAAUCUGACUUUUUCUGUCUCAGUCAACAUUAGCUGGUAUUGGGGGGCGGGUUCUCUGGGAGGGUAUCGAGCCUUGGCAGUUCGAAGGGAACUGGAUUUUAUAGGCAUUUCACUUAUAUGAACAGUCUUGCAUUAAUUCCUCUCAGGGAUGUUUGGUUCACACACAUUUCACAGAUGAUAAAAUAAAGAGACUGACAGGGUUCAGGUGUGGGGAAUGCUUUAAUACUUCAAUGUUUGAGUUAAUAAAUGGGUUGCAAAACUUUCUUUGGACCAUUUAUGUCCUUUUCCCACACUUUUUAUGUGCUUUGGAUUUGUACUUGCAUCACUUUUCCACAUUCUGACCUUGAUUUUGCUUGGAGACAAAGAUGCUGGUUGUCUUGAAUGUGAAUAAAAUGACUACUACAAAGAUG